This is a messenger RNA of Prunus mume (Japanese apricot), 913 nucleotides long. Its product is annotated as protein ELF4-LIKE 4. NCBI's taxonomy places the organism in Eukaryota, Viridiplantae, Streptophyta, Magnoliopsida, Rosales, Rosaceae. The record is from RefSeq and is a predicted model, not a curated record. Gene Ontology annotation, biological process: entrainment of circadian clock; positive regulation of circadian rhythm.
UUUCCACUUAAAAAUUAAAAAUCAAAACUUUGAAUAGGUUGGUUCAGAAAACACAGAAGGGAAAGGUUCCUUUUCUAGGUAAAAGGGGUAUUUGCUUUUAGGUCAUUAAAAACCCAUGUCUGAUUUUUUUCUACUUGGUAAGUUGUCUGUGGUGCAGACAUAUCCUUAUCCUUGUGUUUGGUUCCAAAGAAUACAGAGGAAAAGAAAAGAAUAGGAAAAUUCACCUCAAUAUUGCUAAAACUAAAAGGUAAUUCAAUUGUUGAUUGGCAACAGUUGAAUUGUGGCUUACCUAUACGUUGGUUCCAGAUUCUGGCAAACAAGGACAAGAACUGUUCUUGGCUGAAGUCAAAUUAGAAUGGAAGGUAGUAUAUUUACAGGCAUAGGAAACGGAACCCAACUAGAUACCAAGGUUGUGCAGACAUUUCAGAAGAGCUUUGUGCAAGUGCAAGAUAUUUUGGAUCAGAACAGAUUGCUAAUUAAUGAGAUUAACCAAAACCACGAGUCCAAGAUCCCUGAUAACCUCAGCCGGAAUGUUGGCUUAAUUAGAGAGCUUAACAGCAACAUUAGAAGGGUCGUAGAUCUCUAUGCUGACCUCUCCAGCUCUUUUUCCAGGUCAAUGGAAGCUUCAUCAGAAGCUGAAUCAGGUGGGACUUUGAAAUCUGAUGGAAAAUCUAGCGAGAAGAGAAUUAGAUCCGGGUAAUUGUUCAAAAAUUGGCUUUGUUAUAGUUAUAGAUUCUGCACUCUUCAUUACUGAAUAAGAAAAAUUUGUACUACCAGAGGGAAGAACUUGACGAGCUUGUGUUACUCUUCUGUAUCAAUUAUAUCUAUUUGAGGCUCCGUGCAACAGAUUCACUGCCACAAACUUUCAUGAAAUAUCUCUAUGAAAAUUUAGCGCUGUAGUUUUCAGUUUCAA